Molecule: messenger RNA, 5105 nt
Organism: Triticum aestivum (bread wheat)
Lineage: Eukaryota; Viridiplantae; Streptophyta; Magnoliopsida; Poales; Poaceae
Product: disease resistance protein RGA5
Exons: 6
Coding region: 574-1980 (468 amino acids)
Molecular function (GO): ADP binding
Source: RefSeq, a predicted model, not a curated record
CCGAAUUAAUCACCCGAGCUAGUAACUCUCUCCUGUCCCGCUCGUGCUCAGUGUCGAUCUCUCCAUGCCCCUCGCCGCCUCUGCUCUCUCCCCCAACAUGAGUUCCUGAGCCACCCAUGUACUUCUCCGGUGCUCCAUCCCAUCCGGCGGCCGCGUGGAGACUUGCUCACCACCUGCUCACCGACGAGCUCGUAACCUCCCUCGCCGUCGUGUCUAUCUCCACCAGGACCGGGCCCUGCUACACCUGCAGAUUUGGCCUCCGAGAACGAACCUUGCUGGAGCGCCGUCUUGGUUGGAGAAAGAGGCCAGCACUAGUGGAGUACCGCAGGAUUCCCCGCCCCAUCCUCGUCAGAUCUAGUUUUGCAGAUUCUCAAUGAUGAUGUAAUGCGUUGAGUUCGAGAUCAACCCGACACUGCUCUAACUUGUCGGUUUACUAGGAACGAUGUUGAGCUCGUGCCAGCCAUUGAGCUACGAACGACGUGGGGUCUGAGCCGCCACUAGUGAAGGAAAACCCAGAUUAAGGAGAUCGGGUGCACAGGUAGCACCGAAUCCUCUGGUGUGUUCUUCUAGUUCAUGACCAUGGAAGGUAUUCCAGUGAGUGCAGCGAUGGGGGCCCUGAACUCCGUCCUGGAGAAGCUGGCCACUCUAGUGGUCGAUGAGUACAAGCUUUGCAAGGUGAUGGGCAGUGAGAUCAAAUUGCUCACAGAUGAACUCACGUUCAUGCAUGCGUUUCUCCUGAAAAUGACGGAGGUUGAGGAUCCUGAUGUGCAAGAUAUGGUUUGGAUGACGGCGGUGCGUGAGCUGUCCUAUGAUAUAGAGGACUCCAUCGACGACUUCAUGCAAGACGAAGACGCUAAGCCAGAUGGCUUCAUUAAGAAAAUGAUGCACAUGAUGGGGAUGUGGGGAAAGAGGAAGCGUCACCAUCAGAUGUUCCUAGACUUGAAGAAACGAGCCAUUGAGGUGGGCGAGAGGAGUGAAAGGUACAAGACUCGUCAGGUCUUCUCGAACACCAAAAAUGGAACUGUUGACCCUAGAGCUCUUGCUAUCUUUGAGCACGCAUCAAAGCUUGUUGGAAUUGAUGAACCCAAGGCCGAACUAAUCAAACUAUUGACCGAAGAGAAUGGAUGUGCGUCAACACAAGUGCAACCGAAAAUGGUGUCCAUUGUUGGGUCCGGAGGAUUGGGCAAGACAACUCUUGCAAACCUAGUGUAUCAAGAGCUUAAAGAGAAAUUCAAGUGUAAGGCUUUCGUAUCAGUGUCACGAAACCCAGACAUGACAAAUAUAUUGAGAACCAUUCUCAGUGAAGUAAGCUGCCAAGGUUAUGCUCAUACAGAAGCAGGAAGCAUACAACAAUUGAUAAGCAAGAUUAGUGAUUAUCUAGUGGACAAAAGGUAUUUUCUAGUGAUUGACGAUAUAUGGGACACUAAAACAUGGGAUGUUAUUAAGCACGUGUUCCCCAUGACAAAUUGUGACCCUUCCCUGGACCCUGCGCAAGCGGGAGCUACAUGCACCAGGUUGCCCUUUAUAAUAAUCACCACUACUCGUAUGGGUGAUGUCGCUUGUUCAUGUUGUUUAUCAAUUGGUGGCCAUAUCUAUAAUAUGAGUCCGCUUAGUAUGGUGCACUCAAGGCAACUAUUUCACAAAAGAUUAUUUGACUCCAAAGAAGACCUCCCUUCCCACCUUGAGAAAAUUUCUGAAGAAAUUCUGAAAAAAUGUGAUGGUUUACCUUUGGCAAUCAUUGCUAUAUCUAGUUUGUUGGCUAAUAAAGAGAGAUCAGAGCAACUAUGGAACCAAGUGAAAGAUUCAAUUGGCCGCGCACUUGAAAGGAAUCCUAGCAUUGAAGGAAUGAUAAAGAUACUGUCACUUAGUUACUUUGAUCUUCCUUCUCAUCUGAAAACCUGUCUCCUGUAUCUCAGUAUAUUUCCAGAGGAUUCUAUUAUUCAGAAGAAAGUCUUAAUAUGGAGAUGGAUUGCCGAAUGAUUCAUUCAGAAAGAUAGCAUAUAUUCGUCAUAUGAGUUAGGAGAGAGGUGUUUUAAUGAGCUCAUCAAUAGGAGUUUGAUCCAACCUGUGAAGCUGAACAAAUAUGCUAAAGUGCUUACUUGCCGAGUUCAUGACACAAUUCUUGAUCAUAGUAUCCAAGUCCAUUGAAGAGAACUUUGUUACUUUCGUUGGUGUCCCCAGCUUAACUAUUGGGACACAAAGCAAAGUACGUCGGCUCUCAAUGCAAGUUGAAGGGGAAGGAAACUCUAUCGUGCCGCUGAGCCUUACAUUAUAUCAUGUCCGAUCACUCAAUGUGUUUGGGGUUGCAGUGGAAAUCCCUUCAAUGAUGGAGUUCAGACAUUUGCGUAUUAUGGACUUUGGUGGAUGCCACCAAUUGGAAAACCACCAUCUUGCAAAUGUAGGGAGGCUGUUUCAGCUAAGGUACCUCAACAUUAGAAGGACAAAGGUAAGCGAGCUCCCAGAAGAAAUCGGAUGUCUACGGUGCCUAGAGAUGUUGGACAUAAGGUCCACCAAGGUAAAAGAUUUACCAGCAUGUAUUGUCAAUCUUCAAAAAUUAGCACAUUUACUUGUUAACCAAGGUGUUAGAUUUCCGGUUGGAAUUACAAAGAUGCAAGCACUCGAGACGUUGAAAUGGUGUGCCUGGCAGUCAUAUAUCUUCUGGCAAGAGCUUGGACAGCUUAAGAAUCUAAGAAAGCUGGACCUUAAUCAUGAUGGUGCGCAAGAACACAAAGAAGUUAUUGCUUCUUCUCUCCAUAAUCUAUGCACACAGAAUCUUUGUUCUCUAACUAUUUGGAAUGAUAAUGACAGCAUCUUACUGAAUACAUUGUGCACUUCUCCGUCGCUUAACAUCCAGAAACUUUCUACCCGGUCUUGUGUCCUUCCAAAGGUUCCGGAUUGGGUAGGAUAUCUUGUCAACCUGCAGAAGUUACGGUUGCAAGUGAAGAGAAUCCGGCAUGAAGAUCUCUGCAUUCUUGGAGCAUUACCCAGUCUGCUCAUUUUGUGUCUCGAAAACAAGGAGAAUGGGGAGAAUGAAUCUUUAGAUAGAAGGCUGGCAGUCAGUCGUGAAGCUGGAUUCCGAUGCCUGAGAGUGUUUACUUAUUUCGUGGAGGGAGACAGGAUGGAUCUCAUCUUUGCAUCAAGAUGUAUGCCCAAGUUAGAAAAACUGAAGACUGUCUUUCUCGGCAGUUUUACAGAUGAGUCUCACAGGAGUGCUGGUGCUUUGUAUUUCGGGAUUGAAAACCUCCCUGGCCUCCGUACUUACAAAUUUGCCAUACGUUGCUUUGGUACGAAAAGGAGCAAUGCUGACGCUGUAAAGGCUUCCGUGGAGAGAUUAGUCAGCACGCAUCCCAACAACCGCCUUAAUCUGAUCUUUGAGCAUGGCCCUGUUCAGUCAUGAAUUAAGACCAGGCGUACAUCGGUACCGUCCUCAAGAUGUUUCGGUAGCAGAUUGGGUAUUUAUUUCAGUGUCCUGGCUGAUAUUUGACAGCCACACUAGUCUCUCAUUGAAUGGACUCAAGAAUAUGCUGCUGCACUUCAUGAUGUGGUUGAGGGGUUCUGCUCGAUAUUAGCGGGGAGUCUUCUGUGGCUGGCAUCAACAGUCCCGGUACAGGCCACACAACAUCUCUCUUAGUUAUAAGCAUUGUAUGAGCAGAGUUGCUUGUUGGGUGCACACUAGGUCCGGGGCACACUGCCACUUCAGGCGGUUUUCUUGUGUGGCAACUUGCUGGAGGUUAGAGAACUCAUAGUUUGGAGGGGACCGAAGCCCCGUAUAAGUAUAUGUGCUGAGAGAUUACUCUUCUUAGUUGCACCUUCUGUGAGCCGAUUUGUUUGGUGUUCUUUUUGGUUGAACAGGUCUGUAUCGGCCGUAUUAAUUUGCACUUUGUAAACAGGUAAUCAGCUACACUAGUCGUGUGUUCAAUUAGGUCCCCCAACAAUGUUCAUCCAAUUAAUGCUUAUACCUUUCCUCCACUGAUCAUUGAAAAUGGCCAUGCAAAUGUAUUCCGACAGUAGGUUGGCGUCUUGUCGUUCGAUUGCUGAUGUUUCGUUAUAAUCUUUAUUGUUGCUGUUUGGACAUUUGCGCUGUACCAAGUUCCAGUGCCUGGUUUUAUUUCUACGAGAAAUCGGCAGGAGCACUGCCUUUUCAUAUAGAAGAAGAAAAUAGACGGGUCAUGUACAUGGGUGACAAGUUUUUUUGGAAGGAACUUGACGAAAACCCCUAGUCAUUGACACACACACACACACACGCAAAUUAACCAAUACCCUUGCUGGCUUGUGGUGUAGCGAAAGCCAUCGCCCUUUGGUUUAUACCCUCAAAAGCAUCUCUUCUCCCACAUUCGCACCUAACCUACUUUCAGAAUUACGCGCUCUAUAUAAGUGCUUGAGUUAGCAUUGCAAAUUUGAGCACCCUCCCGUUGCACAAACUGUUAGGCUUCCUAGCUAGUUUGCCAAUCCAAAUACCCAGGCUUCCUAGUUAGUUUGCCAAUCCAAAUACCCCAGGAAGCAGACAUCUUAGCCAGCAGGCGACAAUGGCAAAGAACUAUUCAGCCUUGGUUUGGCUGAUGCUGAUCCUCCUUGUAUUACUGGUUUUUGUUGGUGGCAUCCUGACCAUCCAGAUGCGUCAACAGGCGUAAGCUGCUGUUUUUGCAUAAACACAAGAUAUUUUUAAUGCCUAAAAUUAAGUUAUUACUCUAGCUACUUGUUUUUGUUCAUCAUUUGUGGCAGCUGAGAUUCAGCAAAACUGCCCGCCAAUCCAUGGAGGCUCAUAAAUACUCAUUGGGCAGGAUCUCUCCUUGGUGUAAGAAGUUCUGUACGUGAACCAAAUACUGAUAUGUUCGCGAGGUGUGAGGUGUCAAUAUGUGUAUGUUUGUAUUGUGACCCGGUGUAUGAAUAAUGUCGGUGUGUAUAUGUUCGUAGUGAUGUUUGUAUAUUGUGACAUGGUUUAUGAAUAAUAUGGGAGUUCUCUGCUCAUACACGAAGAAAACUGUUCAGGCUCACCUGUUACGAGUACAUGUUUGGCAUAUGUCUCGUUAAAAAGGUAUUUGUGUAACAGUUGUAUUUGGCUGUAUGUCUCAUUAAAAAGGUAUUUGGCGUAUGUCUCACCUGUU